AUGUUGGCCUCUCCAUUUGAACCCCAGGCCAGCUUUGACUCGUCCAGCUCGAGGGACUCUUGGAGAGACUCGUGGCGAAGUUCGCAGUCCGGCAGCGUUAAUCUCCAGAACGAACCGGGGCGGGAGUACCGGGGACUGGUGGACACUGCGGAGCUCUUCGACUUCACUUUCAAGCCACUCCAGUGCUCCGACAGUUUCAAUACUGCGGCGGCCAACAAUUCCCAGCGUCGAUUCCGACUCAUGCCGUCGUCCAUGAAGGUCCAGCCCCUGAGAGUCAACAAGUCCGCCAUUCGGCCCUCCAAAACGCCCACGGGCAACCCCAUGUCGGCCUGGUCCGACUCAGACGACAGCGAAAGCGACUACGAGACCAACAACAGCAUAUGUGACUCCGACACUGAUGUGGAGGGCUGUCAGUGUCUACCAAAGUACGCCGGUCUUCCCAUUCUCGACAGUCCCAAGUCCCAGUCGUCUGAGUUCACCGUCCAGGCGCUCAAGCCCGUUCUGCCGACCAAGCCCGUCCCAAACCACCCCACCACCACCCACAAACGCGGCCCCAGGGGCCACCUGAAAACACCCAUGUUGUCGCCCUCAGAAACGGUCAUGGAGCGAUACGCACCGCUGGAGUGGUCCGACGCGGCCCGUGACGCGCUCAAAAUCGCGCUUGACAAGCGCCAACGCGUCAUGGAAGACGCCGGAGUCUCGCAUUUCAUCCAGAUCGAGGCGCUGCACAAUUGUCUCAAGGACGUGGCGUUUGGAGUCAGUCUGAGAGAGACUGUCUAG
This is a messenger RNA of Yarrowia lipolytica CLIB122, 780 nucleotides long. RefSeq lists its product as uncharacterized. The record is from RefSeq and is a predicted model, not a curated record. Lineage: Eukaryota; Fungi; Ascomycota; Dipodascomycetes; Dipodascales.